Molecule: messenger RNA, 4159 nt
Organism: Toxoplasma gondii ME49
Lineage: Eukaryota; Apicomplexa; Conoidasida; Eucoccidiorida; Sarcocystidae
Product: DNA polymerase
Exons: 21
Coding region: 39-3845 (1268 amino acids)
Biological process (GO): nucleotide-excision repair, DNA gap filling; DNA-templated DNA replication; DNA replication proofreading
Cellular component (GO): delta DNA polymerase complex
Molecular function (GO): 3'-5'-DNA exonuclease activity; DNA-directed DNA polymerase activity; DNA binding
Source: RefSeq, a predicted model, not a curated record
CUUCCUGCUUCCACUGGCCUUCUCCGGUGCCGUUCGCCAUGAUGCUCGACGGGGAAACGGCCGGCAACGGAACGCCCAAGAAGCGCUCUGCUUUGCCCGGCGCAACGCAGAACUGCCCGGCGUCUUCCACGGGCCAGGCGUCGACGUCUUCGCCUGCUUCGCCGCGGAGUUCCGCGCUCCGAGCGUCGCCCACCGCCGCGUCAGGACCUGUCGACGUUCUUGGCUUCUGCGGCGCCGCCGAGGAACGCGCGACACAAGAAACGCAGUGGAGCGACUUGCUGCAGCUCUGGAGCAGAGACGGCCCUGCAGAAGAGAGAGCGCUCACCCUCCACCACCCCCACGAUGCCAAGAAGGAUUUAGUUUUCUUUCAACUGGACAUCGCCAAUGCAACCUGCCACCGCAACGUUGUUCCCGCGGCGGUUCGCGCGCGACACCGGGCCUUGCCGGUCUCCUCGGCGCCGCCUGCGACCGUCUGCGCCUCCUACGAGCCUGAAGUGUCUCCGACGCCCGCACCCGCGGCGGUGCCGCCCGGCGCUCAGGCGGCGGAGGCGGCGGCGACUGCGAAUUCGCUCGGGCCGAUGUUUCGAGUCUACGGCGUCACAGAAGACGGACGCUCGGUCUGCGCAAAUGUGCAUGGCUUCUUUCCGUACUUCUACUGCCCCGUGCCUGUCUCCAUCCAAGAGAGCCUGGCGACGCAGCCGGGAGGCGGUGUGGGGACAAACGCCGUGACGGCUCGCUUGCGAAGUUUCCUCGAUGCCUGGCUGCUGAAGACCCAGGCGUCUGCAAAGGCCUACGACGUUCGGUGCCUCGACAUUCGCAUGGAGAAGAAAGAGAGCUUGAUGUACUACACACCCGGUCAGACGCCUUCUCUGUUCUUCCGAAUUACGCUCGCGCUGCCGAACUGGGUGGCGCCAACGCGCACCCUGAUUGAGAGAGGCAUUUCAAUCGAGGCCUCGCUGGCCGCUACGCCCUCGUCGGAGGCAGGAGGAGCGAACUGCACAGCCGCGCAAAACGACGCGCCUGCAGCGGAGGCAGCCGACUGGCCAGACGCCGACGGAGAUGCGGCAGCGGGAGAGGAUGCUGCAUCCGAUGCGCAGCUGCUGGAGGCGGCAAAGGCGCUUUCGGAUGUGGGGUCCGGAGCGAAAGUUGCGCUUCCUCCCGCCACCUUCGAGUCCAAUGUUCCCUUCGUCUUGCGGUACCUCGUCGACACGAAGACGACCGGCUGUUCCUGGCUGCUCGGCCGAGGCGGAGCGUACGUCGUCAGACCUGCGAGUCUCCAAGAAACGUCCGCACAACUCGAACUCGACAUCCACUACGCCGACCUCCUGCCUCUCCCACCCGCGGAAAGAUGGCAGAAACUCCCGCCUCUCCGCAUUCUCUCUUUCGACAUCGAGUGCGUGAAGCUGAAAGGCGAGGGAUUCCCAGAGGCAGAGACUGAUCCGGUGAUUCAGAUUUCCUCGAUCGUCAUGCUGCAAAGCGUACCAGCAGAUUUACCGGGACUUUCGGAGACAGACACGAAUGCUGCGACUGCAUGCGUUGCGAAGGCUCGCAAAAAGCGGCUCUCGGGGGGACUCGAGAGACCGUUGUGUCGCGUUCUCUUCGCGCUCAAAGAGUGUGCCUCCAUCGCAGGCUCGGUCGUUCUCUGGUUCGACGAUGAAAAAGAAAUGCUGGCAAAGUGGGCCGAGUUCGUCAGACAGGUUGAUCCCGAUUUCCUCUCAGGAUACAAUUGCGUUAACUUUGACCUAAACUACCUCAUCACCCGCGCAGCAACUUUGAAAGUUGUGGGCUUCAACCGACUCUCGAAACUCAAGUCUCUCGAGAGCAAAAUUCGAGACAGCAGUUUCUCCUCCCGAGCUCUGGGGACGCACGAAGGCAAGGACAUCGCAACCGAAGGCAGAAUCCAGUUCGACCUCCUCGAGCUCGUUCGACGAGACUACAAGCUGAAGAGCUACUCCCUCAACUUUGUCUCCUUCGAGUUCCUCAAAGAACAGAAGGAAGACGUUCACUACAACAUGAUCGGAGACCUGUUUCGAGGUUGCCCUUCCUCGCGCAGACGCAUUGGAGUCUACUGCUUGAAAGACGCGUAUCUGCCUCUUCGAUUGCUGAAAGAGCUGCUGUUUCUGUACAACUACGUCGAGAUGAGCAGAGUCACAGGCACACCACUCAACUUCCUGCUGACCAGAGGCCAACAAAUCAAGGUCACCGCGCAGUUGCUACGCAAAUGCAAGGAACUAAAUUACGUCGUCCCUGUUGUCAAGCGCACCGGCGGAGACAACUCGGUGCAGUACGAAGGCGCGACGGUGCUCGAGCCGCGGAAAGGCUUUUACGACAAGCCUAUCGCGACGCUCGACUUCGCCUCUCUGUAUCCUUCCAUCAUGAUCGCCCACAACAUCUGCUACAGCACUCUGGUCGCCUCUUCUGCGGCACACACAAUGAAUAAUCCAGACGACGUGACAGUGACGACGACGUCUCCCCCGCACAAAUUCGUCAAGAAACAUAUUCGCAGAGGAGUGCUCCCGAUGAUUGUUGAAGAGUUGAUAGCUGCGCGUAAAGCCGCGAGGAAAGAGAUGGCUGCGGCGAAAGACGAAAUGACAAGACAAGUUCUAAACGGCAGGCAACUGGCCCUCAAAAUCAGUGCAAACAGUGUCUACGGAUACACCGGAACGACGACGGGAGGGCAGCUGCCCUGUUUGGAGGUGGCGACGACCAUCACUUGUUUCGGACGAGACAUGAUCGACUUUACUCGCCGCGAAGUUGAGAAGAUGUUUUGCAGAGACAACCAGCAUGCAUGCAACGCGACAGUUAUUUACGGAGACACAGACUCCGUCAUGGUCGACUUUGGAGACUUCAGCAUCGCCGAGGCCAUGAAGCUCGGCGAAGAAGCAGCGCAGGCGCUGAGCGAAAAAUUCGUCAAACCGAUUCGACUCGAAUUCGAGAAGGUCUACUGUCCAUUUCUCCUCAUGAACAAAAAGCGCUACGCGGGGCUGCUGUACACGCGCCCAGAGAAAUACGAUAAAAUCGACUCAAAAGGCAUCGAGACUGUGCGUCGCGACUUCUCGCUUCUCGUCCAGACGAUGGCUGACACAGUCUUGCGGAAGAUGCUGAUCGACAAAGACGUCGAAGCUGCGAAGGAGUACACGCGGAGAAAGGUCGCGGAGCUUCUGCAGAACAAAAUCGACCUCAGUCUCCUCGUGCAGACGAAGAGUCUGGGGAAAAUGGACUACGACACUCGCCUCCCGCAUGUCGAACUCGCGAAGAAGCUGCGCAAGCGCGACGCGGGGACGGCGCCGUCUGUGGGCGACCGAGUUUCCUACGUUGUGAUCCAGGGAGCGAAAGGCCAGGCGCAGUACGAGCGCGCUGAAGAUCCGCUCUACGUUCUCGAAAACAAUCUGCCGAUAGACACGCAGCACUACCUGGAGGGCAUCAAAAAACCGCUCUGCCGAAUCUUCGAGGGCGUGAUGAGCAACCCAGAGAGCUUGUUCUCUGGCAGUCACACGAUGAAGCGCACUGUCAGCAUUUCGACGCAAGGCGCCCUCUCGAAGUUCGUGCAGCGCGGUGUGCAGUGCGUCGGCUGUCGGUCGGUGAUUCGCGAAGGCGCUUUGUGUCGUCGGUGUCAAGAAAACGAAGCUGAAAUCGUGGUGAACAAGAUGGCGGAGAUGGCGGAGAAAGAGAAGGAACACUCCGACCUGUGGACCGAAUGCCAGCGGUGUCAAGGCAGCUUACAUCAGGACGUGAUUUGCAUUAACCGCGAUUGCCCGAUUUUUUAUCGUCGUGCGAAAGUGAAGAAGGACAUUGGCACCUUGGAAGAGCGUCUGUCAAGUCUGUCUCUCUCCAGCGACUGGUGAAGGACGGCGAACGAGAUACGAAUCCUCGGCCUGUCAUGCUGUUCCGGUGUUUCUCUUCUGCUUGUUCGUGCAAAGAAAAGAGAGAGAGAUAAACGAGGCUUGGGCGCCGCGCCCAGGUCCGGCGCCACCCGAUAUGCUGCCUGCAGUUCAGUGAUUUGCAGUUCGAGCCUGCGUCUUGCCGGCUCCAUGUGCCAGCCGCCUCGAGCGUCAAACGCACUCCCGAGACCAGCUGUGUCUGUCUGACGCGCCGCGCAUCACGUCGGCUGCUCGGACUUUAUCUGUCCUUCUCUCUUCUUUCCUUCUUGCCGCGCCGU